Messenger RNA from Salvelinus fontinalis (brook trout), 3233 nucleotides. RefSeq names its product zinc transporter 6-like. Gene Ontology annotation, molecular function: monoatomic cation transmembrane transporter activity. Lineage: Eukaryota; Metazoa; Chordata; Actinopteri; Salmoniformes; Salmonidae. The transcript has 14 exons. Gene Ontology annotation, cellular component: membrane. Bases 944 to 2320 code for a protein of 458 amino acids. Gene Ontology annotation, biological process: transmembrane transport; monoatomic cation transport. The record is from RefSeq and is a predicted model, not a curated record.
ACUCGAGAAACCAUGACGUUUAUUUAAACUAUAGAUUAAAUAGAUUAUGAUGAACUUCACAGGGCGGUGAAAGUGCAUUGUGCUCUUCAUGCUGCUUUCCAAUAAAUAUAGAGGGUCUUAUUCUGAUGACACGAUGCUCGACUACCGUGUGACAAAGAAAAAUAGUAUCGCUGUUAUCAUGAUACAGAGCCUAGCCGCACUCUUAUCUGCGAUCUUUGGCUAGAGCGCACGCGCCAAGGUAGGCAGCUUUGCUAUGUAAUGCAACAGUUUUUGUGGCAAAACUAUCGGAAGAGUUGAAAAUGUGAUGGAAACAUAUUGAAAUUCAUAUUUUUAUUCGGUACCUGAAAACGUACGUGAAAAAAUGAAUGUUGUGUGCACUAAAUACGUCAUCACGCACUGAUUUUUAUCCGCAAAUAGUCAAUUUUGUGGAAACACUUCACUGGUGGGAAAAUGUGCAUAUUUUAUUUUUGCGUGUUCGAGAAUUCCGCGUUCAAAAUAACUGGGAACUCGUAAAUCUCCGACCUUCGACUUUAGGCGUUCAAAACAACUGUUUACUCGAGGAAAAAAAACGAAGUCCGACUGGGAAAAAUCGAUUUGAAUGUUCAUCCAACUCGAGCCUCUUUCUAGAGUUCCGACCUGAAGAUCACUGACGUCAUGAUUCCAUCCCGUAUUUUUCCUAGUUGCCAUUUGUUUUGAACGCAGCACUAGCUAUCCAAACCAACUGUGUCGGUCAAUUUGGUGAAUGUCUUCAUGUAAUUUUUAUUGAUACAGAAUCUUAUUUCUUAUCAACCACCAACAUAACUGCAAUUUCAGCAGAAAGUGGGUCUUCAAUGUAUCAGUCAGAGAUACGUGAUUUCAUUAAAUUAGCGGGGUUUUUUCUACCCAAAAAAGUAUCUUCUCACCUGUAGUUGUAUGACGCACUGAAAUCCCUGACUGCAAAACCAUGUACACAAUAUUUUUUCGGGAUAGCCAAGAGCUAGAUCACGAUAAGAUGAUUUACAGAUCUGUGAAUUUGUGCAGGCACGCACAACUAAGAGGUUCUCGAGAGUUCAAUCAAUUUGAAGGGUCCAAAAUGGCGAUGGAUGGUAUGACCACAUCUCCAUCAGGACUAUCGUAUCACAAUGUUGGGGACUUUUACCCCAGAAAAUUCGGUUCCAAGCCGGACGUGGUGCCGUCCGGGGUGACCGAGAGGAAAGUUGGUCCCCUGGACAAACCUGACAUGGUGGCGGUGGACGUUAUCAACGAUUCAGAUAUCCCAAUGCACAGAAAAAAGCAUGAAACUGACAUGUUUGUGCUGGGUACUAUACACCCAUUCCGGAAGAUGCACAGGUCCUUCUUUGGGAAACUCUCUCAAGAAUUCCGCUUGGUGACUUCAGACAGACAGUCAUGGAGAAUCCUGGUGUUCAGCAUGCUGAAUGUCCUCUGUACUGGUUGCCUGCUGAUGUGGUGCAGCUCCACCAACAGUAUGGCCUUAACAGCAUACACAUACCUCACCAUCUUCGAUCUCUUCAGUCUGAUCACCUGUCUGCUGAGUUCCUGGGUGGCCAUGAAGAAGCCUAGUCAGCUCUUCUCGUUUGGGUUUAAGCGACUGGAGGUCCUUGCUGUGUUUGCCUCCACGGUGCUGGUGCAGCUGGGCGCUCUGUUCAUCCUGAAGGAGAGUGUGGAGAGAUUCGUGGAGCAGCCGGAGGUGCACACGGGUCGUCUGUUGGUGGGGACCUUUGUAGCUCUGUUCUUCAACCUGCUAACUCUUCUCUCUGUGAAGAACAAGCCCUUUGUCUACGUCUCAGAAGCUGCCAGCACCAGUUGGCUCCAGGAGCAUGUCGCAGACCUAAGUCGAAGUUUGUGUGGGAUUAUCCCUGGCCUCAGCAGUGUCCUCCUGCCUCGAAUGAAUCCAUUUGUCUUAAUCAACGUGGCCGGAGCUCUCUCACUCAGCGUCACCUACAUGCUCAUUGAGAUCAAUAAUUACAAUGCUGUGGACACGGCCUCGGCGGUGGCCAUCGGCCUCAUGAUCUUUGGCACCAUGUAUCCUAUGAGCGUGUAUAGCGGGAAGGUGCUCCUUCAGACCACUCCAUCUCAUGUCAUUGGUCAGCUUGACAAAUUGCUCAGAGAGGUCUCCACUCUGGAGGGGGUCCUGGAGGUCCGUAACGAGCACUUCUGGACGGUUGGCUUUGGCUCUUUGGUACGUCAUCAUGGUUUUGUCACGGUUGUCCUCAUUGUACCCAGCAGACUCCCAGUGCUAUGCACCACGCUCUGUUUCCUCUGCCGGCUCCCCCCACCAGAUGCCAGGAACACAAAGAGAACGCCACUCACCCUCAUUUAGUUUAGUGGCCCCCUUGUUGUUUACGAACAAUUGGCAAGGAUUUGCUCACUCAAAUGAAAAGGGGACAAGCUUCUCAUGCGUUGCAAUUUCUCUGUUGAUUUAAGACUUUUAACUGCCUCCAACUUGUUUUUGACUGACAGGAAUGCAUUGCUUAUUUCUAAAUGAUAGGGUUAGGGUGAUAUGAUCAUGUACUAGAUUGCCUUACACAAGCAUAGUCCCAUGUAUUCCUUUGUGUCCAAGAAGCAUGCUGUGGAUAUCAAAGGUCAGAUGUCAGUUUAAUUAAACAGUCCUGUGUCGGUGAGGGGAAAUUUCUGAUCACAGAGCUUCUCGUCUCCUGCCUCCAGGAGGCCAUGUUAUUUCAUUCCAAUUGUAAAGACUGAGUAGUCACACAAAAAGACAGAAGUCACAUCACACUUCAAUACAGGGUAUAUAGCAUAAGAACAUAAAUGGUACAUAGCAUAAAGACAGAAAUGGUAUAUCGCAUAGACAGAUGGUAUUUCGCAUAAAGACAGAUGGUAUAUUGCAUAGAGACAGAUGGUAUAUCGCAUAAAGACAGAAAUGCAGUCAUUCUGGUUUCAUUGAAACGCCUGAGAUGUGAAUUAUUCAGUCUGUGGCUCUAAAAAUGUUGCUUCACAUAAGAAUGAAUUAAGGAAUUAAAUACAGAUUCUGUCUGGUCUGCUGCUAUGUUAAAUCUCAUUCAAUGAAAUAACACAUAUUUGCACUCUACCUAAAAGCAGCGUAAUAUAAUGGUAACAUUAUGCAAUAACAGCAUCACUGUCAUAUAGAUAAAAAGGCCAGGUUCUUGGCUGUGCUAAUUGCUGUGUGGACUAAGUUUAUCCAGUAGUGUUGCUGCUGUGCCCAGUUGCCACACUGUUCUCGCCAGACUGUAUUCCCUAGGGUACUGCCAGUAGAG